This is a messenger RNA of Lytechinus pictus (painted urchin), 3483 nucleotides long. RefSeq names its product glyoxalase domain-containing protein 4-like. NCBI's taxonomy places the organism in Eukaryota, Metazoa, Echinodermata, Echinoidea, Temnopleuroida, Toxopneustidae. The record is from RefSeq and is a predicted model, not a curated record. The transcript has 9 exons. Bases 270 to 1175 code for a protein of 301 amino acids.
UCUCAUAUCCGAUCGUAUUGGUCACGCCCAUUUCAUUCCCACGUGACCAUUCUCCAGGUCAGGUGCUGACUUGCAAAUAUUCACACGUUAUAUCAUUCAUUGCUGAUACCACUUCAUUCCUCGCGCGCGCCCGGAGAGACUGGGGCGAUUGAUCAUUGGAUUCCCGCUACGCAAGUACAGUGUUGGGGACUGGCGUCUUGAUUUCCAAUAUUUUAGUUAUUAAAUCUCUAUCCAGCAUACACGGGGAAAAACUCAGUAAGGACAUAAAGAUGAGUGGACGGAGAGCUUUACAUUUCGUUUUCAAAGUGGCAGAUCGUACAGCUACAGCCAAAUUCUAUCGAGAAAUCUUGGGAAUGAAGUUCCUAAGGCAUGAAGAAUUUGAGGAAGGCUGCAAGGCAACAUGCAAUGGGCCAUAUGAUGGCAAGUGGAGUAAGUCUAUGGUUGGUUAUGGGCCAGAGGACAACCAUUUUGUGACAGAACUCACCUACAACUAUGGGGUAAAGAGUUAUGAUCUUGGAAACGACUUCCUGGGUAUCACCAUUCAGUGCAGUGUAGCUGUAGCCAACGCUAAGAAAGCCAAGUGGCCUUUGACCAUAGAGUCUGAGGGUGUGUACUCGGUGCAGGCACCUGGGGGAUAUAGGUUCUACCUUGUGGACAAACCAAGACCUGAAGGAGAUCCAGUCCAAAAGGUUUCUAUCGGGGUAUCAAAUCUACAGAAAUCUGUGGAUUACUGGACCAAAAUAUGUGGCAUGACUCUGUAUGAGCAAGCUGAAAACAGUGCCCUCUUAGGUUUUGGAGAGGGACAGUGUAGAUUAGAAUUGCUUGAUCAGGGCGGACCUAUCGAUCACAAGACAGCAUUUGGAAGGGUGGCAAUUGCUUGCCCUCGAGACCAGUUACCUGGAAUAGAAGCGGCCAGCAAAGAUGGAGGCCAAACUAUCAUCACUCCUCUAAUCAGUUUAGACACCCCUGGCAAAGCUACGGUUGAAGUCGUCAUUCUUGGAGAUCCUGAUGGUCAUGAGAUUUGUUUUGUUGGUGAUGAAGCUUUCAGGGAAUUAUCUCAAGUUGACCCCAAAGCAGACGGCUUAUUAGAUGAGGCUGUUGCUGCAGAUAAAAGUGUUGAGUGGUUCGCUAAGAAAGAAGCCAAGCUAGGUAAGCAGUGGACACCUGGAUCAUAGUGAUACUUUAAUUGAUCAACUCAUACUACCAGAUCUGUAUCUCUCAAAUUGGCAAUGAAAUUGCAAGGAAGUAGACAAUCAUUACUUGAGUAUAAAUACUCAAUUUGUAAAACAGCAAUUACACUUGAGAAAAAUUAUGAAUUCGGUUCAUAUUUAAAGUGAAAGCAGACACGUAAGAUAUUUUUUUAUAUAUACUCAAACAAAAGUGUUUGAUUAAAUGAACAUUAUUUAUUCAAACCAGACUCAUCAUGCAGUAAGUAGUAUAUUAUACAUGUUAAAUUUUGUAAUAUAUUUAUUGUCUGUGAAAAAGGAGAAUUUUUCUGGAAAGUCCAUUGCUAUGGUUAGAUACCACAAUAUUAUGAAAUUUAGUAGAAAAUUGCUAGAAGGAGUUCAGGUGAUUUUCCUAGUAUCAAAUGGUUAAAAGGAAGGGAAGGCAAUGGUCAGGUGUACAAACCCUGAAAUUGUUGGUACUGGAUCCCACAUUGGUCUUAUGGGAUUGCCAAUAAGUGUUCUUCUAUUCAUUAGGACAGAUGGAUAUUUUAUUCCAUCUUUAAAUAUGCACAAAGCUUUUUACAUGAGUAUCAGCCAAGCUAGCUAGCGCAUCAGUGCAGUGAGCAUCCAGUCGGCAAUAUAGCCCAGGGCCCCGUCCCACAAAGAGUCGCAAUUGAUCCAAUCAACCAUAUUUAUGGAAAGCCAGCAACAUCAGCACCUGAAACGCACGUUUUCUUGAAAUACACAUAUGCUGUAAAUUCAUACAUUCAUUGAUUUCUUGAAAAUUCAGAGUGCUUUUCUUUGUGUACAAAGGACAUUGUGCAUUUUUUUUUGUAGAAAAAAUUAUGACUUCAAUGGAUUUCCAUACAGUUAAGGUUGAUGGGAUUAAUUGUAACUCUUUGUAAGACCCUGAGCGUUCUGUGUCAGGCCGGCUGGGUGUCUCAUAUCAUGAGGCAUACAGACGAGCAUUCCAAAGAAACAUGCAAUUUGGUAUUCUAUCAUGGGCUACUCAUGAAUAUCUGGGGCCUGUAACACAAAGCUAAGCCAUCAUCGUAGAACUUUUUAAACGAUUGUCUGCAUUGACUAACCAUGUACAAUUAAUUGUGAAAGAAAAGGGUACGAUUAAUCACUAGCCUUUGUGUUAUAGGACUUUGAUCCUUAGAAUAGUGCAUCUGUAUGAUCACAACGAUGUUGUAACUUCACUAAAUAACCUUUCCUCUCGCCCAUAAUGUAUGACCAAAUACAGUACUCUUUAUUUUUUUAGUUGUAUGUUCAUAUACAGUUGAUGUGCCUUGAAAAACAAUUUUGAAAAAAAAAAGAAUCUUGAAAGAUAAUUCUAUAUAUCUAACAGAUGGAAUAUGAAUAAUUUUAUUUUCCUUUUAAUUUAAGAUAAUCAAACAAGUAUUUUUUAUGAUGAAGAGCAAAUCAUGGAUUGUAUUCAACAAAAUUAUUGAGAAAAAAUAUAUUUUAUUAUUGGUCAGAAAUGUAUUUUUUCAAGACUUGUCAUUUCUGUUUUAUUAUUGAUAGUAUGCUAGAUAUUGAUUUUUCAGCGUUCCAACAUUAGAUGAAUUGUAAUGAUGAUACUAUUUUUCUUCAUGGAAUAACUAGUUUUUUGUUGAUGUUGUAUUGAAUGGAUAGGUAUGACAAACAAUUGGUUAUGUAACGGUUAAUUUUUUGCAUUUUUAUAUUGCUCAUUUUUUAUAUUAUUUAUUUUGGGUUAGAUAAUUGAUACCAUUCUCAAAUUAAAAGAUAUGCAUGGUACUAUGUAUAGGUAAUUCAUAUUCCAUAGUAUUUACACAUUGUUUAUGAUGUAUUUCGGAGGGGGUGGGGGGAUUUCAUGCUUUUAAGCAACAAAUCUGAGACAUUCUGACAAUUUUUUUUUGUUCUACUGUGGAUAAUUGAGCAUGUUAUGAGUGAUUUCACUUUCAGCCCAAUUCCAUGAUUAAAAAAGAACAACUUAUCUAUUCUUAGAAAUAUUUAUGUCUAUAAAAAACCUCAACUGAACUCUGAUCAAAAUUCAAUGUGUGAUGAUGCUAUUCCGUUCACAUAUGUCAAUAUUCAGUCAAAAUUUAUGGAAACACGGCUAUUUAUAUCAAGCAGGGUUACAGUGUACAUGAUAAUUAUAUACGACAUCUAACAUACAUAAUCAUAUUUUUAUAUUUAUGCGAAUAGAUUUCAUCAGUCUAAUAUCAUUGGAUGAUUCACUGUAUGUAAGACAGUAUGUGUGCAAUUGUGAGAUAUUUGAUUGCAAAUCAUGGUUUUUAAAUAAUUAAGCAUUUAAGCUAAUAAAUCAGGAUGUCUAAAAAGAUGUACAGGA